ACUAAACCAAUAUGGUGGACGGUAGUGAAACUGAACAAAACGGAUGUCAUAUAUUUGAAAAAUUCAAAACACAUUUCCCUUCCUUUUCCACGAAAAAAGAUAAAUAUAUAUUAGUAGACAAUUAAUUAUAUGGAAUUUUUGUUGUUCAUGAUUAUGUAAGAUAAUUAGAAUUGUCCCAGAUGGCGGCGAGAGAAGUUAAACUAUGUUUGCUUGGAGACUCUGGUGUAGGAAAAUCCAGUAUUGUACUUCGGUUUGUCAGAGAUCAGUAUAAAGAAAACUUAGAGAGCACCAUAGGUGCAUCGUUUAUGACAAAACGUAUAAUUGUUGAUGGAAAUUCAUUUGUAUUCCAAAUCUGGGACACAGCUGGGCAAGAGAAGUAUAGAGCUCUGGCCCCCAUGUAUUAUAGAGGUGCAUCAGCUGCUAUUGUUGUUUAUGAUGUAACAAGGGAGUCAUCAUUUCCUGGUGUUAAGGACUGGAUUAAUGAGUUAAACAAGAAUGCAUCAGGGAAUAUUGUCAUAGCAAUUGCUGGCAAUAAAUGUGACUUGGAGGAUCUCAGAGAAGUUGAUACAAAGAAAGCGAAGGAUUAUGCAUUGGAUAUAAAUGCAAUAUUUACAGAGACAAGUGCUCUAACAGCAGUAAACAUACAACAGCUGUUUGAAACUAUAGCGAGGAAAUUACCUGCAGAAGAUAUAUACCGGCCGCGUCAUCUUGGCGUCAGUUUAGGUCAGACUCAUAAGCCGGAAGAACCAGAACAGAAAAAACGUUCAUGUUGUGGCGGCGGGAAGAAAAGCUGAUAUAUCAUUAUGUUCUUUAGAAAUAGUUAUUAUUUAUAUCAUAAACUACUGUAUUUGUCUAUAUUGAUGUGAAUGACAGAAUGGUGCACGCAAACUUGACAAGAUUGGAUUUGGAAUGAUGUAAUUUAUAUUUAUUGGAUCACAAUUAUUGUAAUUUCCAAUGUUAUAUGUUAGGAGCUAUUUUGGGGUCACAUUUCAUUGUGUUAGUUUAUUAUAAAUUAAACCUUGUUUAAGUGCUAGAUGAAGCGAUUUCCCAUCCUUAGCUUCUGUAGUUUAUCCCCUCUUAUCAUGAUAUUUAUAAGGAGGAGAUAACUGUUUCUUGCAGGCUUGUUCUGGUAUAGAAUCAG
This is a messenger RNA of Ruditapes philippinarum (Manila clam), 1141 nucleotides long. Its product is annotated as ras-related protein Rab-22A-like. The transcript has 7 exons. Bases 180 to 794 code for a protein of 204 amino acids. The record is from RefSeq and is a predicted model, not a curated record. Gene Ontology annotation, molecular function: GTPase activity; GTP binding. NCBI's taxonomy places the organism in Eukaryota, Metazoa, Mollusca, Bivalvia, Venerida, Veneridae.